UGCAGCAUCAGAUGAUCCGAACAUCAUCAGCAGCUUUCCUCUGUCAGUUCACCUCUAUAAAGACAGUUCAUUCUGACAAUUUUCCCUGAUGUGCGAUUGUCAGUUUCGCUCGAGGUUUUAAGGUGUUUUGAUCAUAUCGGAGGCAGGAAGUGUUUUGCGCCCACAUGGGCAGUGUUCUGGCUUUGUCUUCCGGUCCAGGCCACCAGAACUGGCCUUUCUCUACGGACUCUCCUCCUUCCCGCUGGGACACUCAUCCUGCUCACUGGGACAGUCCACCACGCUGGGAGAGGAGAGAUGGACGCCUACCUAACCCAGGCAGCUUUCACUCUCUCCACAGGAGCUGCAAAGACGUGUUUCCUCAGCAGAUUGAGGGAGUCAAGAUGAUCAUCAAUAAAACUUUGAGCAGCUUCUUCAAGGUCAGUCAUACACUCCACCUCAGUGCUGUCAGUCCUUCGUACUAUCGUUUCCACGUGGAGCAUUUGCAGUCUGAUGAUUACAGCAAGGACAAGGAUGCCCCAGCGUUGAUUGGUGAGAUGGAUUCUUCAGGCAGUCUGAACGCUCACGCUCUGCUGCAUCUCUCUGAGCGUGUACGAGCCAGAACAGUGUACCAGACCCAGCAGUCUCAAUUUGUAACAUGGCAAUUUGAAACUGAGUACAGAGGGAGCGACUUCACAGCUGCAGUGACAGUAGCUAACCCGGACGUCCUCAGAGAGUCGGUUAUACUAGUGGCACACUUCCUGCAGAGCGUUUCCUCUGGUUUGGUGUUAGGAGGGGAGCUGGUCUACCACCGAGGCCGAGCAGAAGAGGGAGGAAUUCUUACUUUAGCUGGACAGUACUCUAGACCAAACUGGGUGGCAACACUGAAUGCAGGGAAAGGAGGUGCCCAUGCCAGCUACUAUCACCGAGCCAACAAACAGAUCCAAGUUGGGGUUGAGUUUGAAGCCAGUACCAGGACGCAGGAGACCACAACCUCAUUUGGGUACCAGAUGGAACUCCCAGAAGCAAACAUGGUCUUUCGAGGUAUGAUAAACAGUCGGUGCAUAAUAGGAGGAGUGUUGGAGAAGCGUCUGACGCCGCUCCCUGCCACUCUGAUUAUGGGCGCAUUUGUAAAUCACCGUGGUGACAAGUUGCAAGUGGGCCUAGGUGUCAACGUGGGAUAAUACUCCACUGGAGUUACAACUGACUUACAACUGACUGUCAGGACAUCCAUCCAGAGAUCUUACAAAAACACCUCCUGUUAACCUUUGCAUUGUUUGGGUCUCAAAUCCCAACAUGUUUCCUAAAAUGAAUGCAUCUCAUCUUUCAACCUACCUCUCAAAAACGGAGGUGACGGAUGAAAAGGGAAGAAUGGGUGAACAUUUUGAGGGGCUCAUCUACUGGGACUGGAUAUAUUUUACUGCCCCCAUGAUGUUGACUCUGCACAUGGCCUUCAGGACAAUGGAAACAAUAAAGGAUAAGAGGCAGAAAAUAAUAGUUUUAUACUGUAGGUACAUAGACACUUAAUGUAAAUAGAUUAUAUUAGAAGAUUACAGUGUUUUUCAUGUUUUUUCCCAUUAACUAGAAUACUUGUAUACUUGACCUUUCUGCCAUUUCUAAACUAAUGAGUUCUGCCAUCUUACAAGCAGCCACUGAUAUACAUAUUUGAAAAUCAACUUCACGAAACAGAAACUUGCUUUGGAUUGGUAAUACAAAUCACUAAACUCACAUUAUUCUCUUCAUGUUGUCCCUAUUGGCUUCCCUCUGUCUCCUACAUAUUGAAUUUUUGAGACUUCCCAGUGCUUAAAUGCACA
Scomber japonicus (chub mackerel) is the source of this 1790-nucleotide messenger RNA. RefSeq lists its product as uncharacterized. Gene Ontology annotation, cellular component: mitochondrial outer membrane; mitochondrial outer membrane translocase complex. Gene Ontology annotation, molecular function: transmembrane protein transporter activity. The record is from RefSeq and is a predicted model, not a curated record. Gene Ontology annotation, biological process: protein import into mitochondrial matrix. The transcript is spliced from 10 exons. The coding region runs from base 165 to 1160 and encodes 331 amino acids. NCBI's taxonomy places the organism in Eukaryota, Metazoa, Chordata, Actinopteri, Scombriformes, Scombridae.